Bombina bombina (fire-bellied toad) is the source of this 1016-nucleotide messenger RNA. RefSeq names its product H6 family homeobox 2 (gene HMX2). Gene Ontology annotation, molecular function: DNA-binding transcription factor activity, RNA polymerase II-specific; RNA polymerase II transcription regulatory region sequence-specific DNA binding. The coding region runs from base 91 to 867 and encodes 258 amino acids. The transcript has 3 exons. The record is from RefSeq and is a predicted model, not a curated record. Lineage: Eukaryota; Metazoa; Chordata; Amphibia; Anura; Bombinatoridae. Gene Ontology annotation, cellular component: nucleus. Gene Ontology annotation, biological process: regulation of transcription by RNA polymerase II.
CCAGAUGCUGCCAGCAGAUAUCUAGGCUACAGCAGAAGUUGAAACUUGCUCCACACCCACAGACUUAAACCCCACAACUUACCUGAAAGGAUGAGCAGCAAACAAGAGGCCACCAAGUGCACCCCAGCCACGUUGUCCAGCUUCACCAUCCAGUCCAUUCUACAGGGGACCACCACUGACCGGGGGAGAGCAGCUCUAAGGGUGUUUAGCAGGGAGUCCAUCCCCAGCCGGGACCCCAGCUCUGCUACAAGCUCUGAGGAUGAAGAUCAGGAGGAAGGAUGGAGAGAGCCAAGGUGCUGUUGUGCAGAUUCUGGCACCAAGGACCCCAGAAGCCCCCACAUCUGCAGCCCCCAUAGAUGUCCUGCUAUCAUCCAAGGGACACACAGCACAGAUAGGUUACAGACCCAUUCUCCUAUCCAGGACUAUACAGUGGACAAGGACAAACGUUUCAACCCUAGCACCCCAUCCUCAGCGGACAGACAGGGCAGUUCCAAAAAGAAAACUCGCACAGUGUUCUCCAGAAGCCAAGUCUACCAGCUGGAGUCCACCUUUGAUAUGAAGAGAUACCUGAGUAGCUCAGAGAGGGCCUGUCUGGCCUCCAGCCUUCAGCUUACAGAGACUCAAGUCAAAACCUGGUUCCAGAACAGGAGAAACAAAUGGAAAAGGCAGUUAUCAGCUGAGUUAGAAGCUGCCAACAUGGCCCACGCAUCUGCACAGACACUAGUGGGGAUGCCACUGGUAUUUAGAGACAAUUCCAUCCUAAGGGUCCCUGUACCCAGACCCAUAGCUUUCCCUGCCCCUCUGUACUACCCAGGCAGCAAUAUGCCAGUACCUUUUUAUAACAUAUACAACAAACUGGAAUAUUGAGUAUUCCCUUAAUCCAAGGUAACUUCAGCUGCUAAAAAAACACCUCACUACUCGACAUCUUCUUUAUUAUUAAAGCCAAUGUGCUUAUAAAUAUGGAAAUACACUGUGUGUAUAAACCAAUUUGCCUCCUUUAUUUAUAGGAAAUUUGA